Messenger RNA from Aegilops tauschii subsp. strangulata, 1853 nucleotides. RefSeq lists its product as uncharacterized. Lineage: Eukaryota; Viridiplantae; Streptophyta; Magnoliopsida; Poales; Poaceae. The record is from RefSeq and is a predicted model, not a curated record.
GAGAAAAUGUUCAAAACAAGUAUUUGAAAAAAUGUUAAUCAUGUAUUUUAAAAUUUUAAAUGUAUAUAAAAGAAUGUUUUAGAUGUAAAGAAUAUAUACAAUGUGUAUGGAAACAAAUAGAUAUGAAAACAUAUAUCUGAUUUUUUUAAACAUGUAUUAAAAAUGUUAAACAUAUAUAAAAAAUAUUCCUGAUGUAUACGAAAAAUGUACAUGGUGUAUUAAAAAAUAGAUAUUUUGGUAAAAAGAAAACAAAAGAAGAAAACUACUACCUCCGUCCCAUAAUAUAAGAACGUUUUUCGAGCUAAUAUAGUUUGAGAAAUGUUCUUAUAUUAUGGAACAGAGGGAGUAGUUAAAACCAAAGAAGGAAACAAAGAAAACCAGAGAAAACAAAGAAAAACGAAAAAAAAACCCCAAAGGGAACUGAUGCUACAAAGGUGAAUAUCCCACACGAAAAAAAUCAUGCCCAGCUACAGUGUUAGGCUGGCCCAAUAGAGCGGUUCCUAAUAAGAAUAUACGCAUUUCCUUCCCUCAAAAAAUAAAAAUAAAAUAAAAUACACAUAGCUCUCACGGUGCUCAAGCGUGUUUGCUCGGAACGGAGCACUUGGGAAAUUCAAAAUAUAGAUGGGAUCCAUUCGCUCCAUUCCAUGUGUACAAACCCUACAAAUCCCCUCCCACCUUCCCUCGAUCCACCAAGAACCCUAGCUAGAGCAGGGAGCAGAUCAGGCGGCUGCCCUCCGUGAUGGCGAACUUCAGGAUGGACGAGGACGACGAGUUGUUUCACCGCUACGAACCUGAGGUGCUGGCCGCCAACGGCAUCGACUAUCCCCCCCGCGAUGCUAGGAUGCGCAUCAAGUGGUGGGCUUUUCUGAUGCAAGUGGAGGGUAAUUUGAGACCUACAAAUAUGUCGGUACCUUCGGCAAAGAUCAUCAGGUACCCAGAUCAAAUGGAGAAGGCAUGGGGAUGGUGGAGGCUGCUGCCGAUCUAUCAGGGCCUCGGUCCGGACAUGCCCCUGUACCGGGAGUACCUCUGCGAGUACUACCUCCGCAAUCCUCCUGAAUCUGUUGAUGACUCUGCCUGUACUGAGCACAAGUUUGUGGUCCGAUCUGCAUGGACAAAUGAGAAUGGCCGUCUCAUUCCUCUCGCCCGCAAGUGCCUGGAGAUGGAGGCCAAGUUCAUCGGUCUGUGUGAGAGGAACAAGAUAAAAUUAACUGACACUGAGACUGCCCUGAGCCACAAAAUCAAGCAGCAUGCGCAGGACAUAGUUGAUGGAGCGUGUGAAUAUGCUGGUGCAUAUGCUGCCGCUGCUGCUUUGGUGUGUAUCUGCAAAGAGGCUGAGUUGAUGUGCGAGAGGGCUAUGUGCGGGAGAUACAACUCUGGUAACAUGACUUGCAUGCUCUGCAAUCAGAUCAGAGAGCAUGCCAUCAGUCUUAUGUUGUACAAAGGGUCUGGAUCCAUCGCCGCCGCUGCUGGUGCCGCCAUGGUGGGCGCUGCAAAGGAGGCAAAGCUGUUACGUGAGAAUCUGUGCAAUCUAGGCUGUGACGAAGAAAUGUCUGUUUCCAUUCGGGAGGAAGCCUGUUGCAUUCUGCAGGACAUGCGCACUGAAGCUCUUGGUGCUAAUGGGAAGAACAGCAUUGCUGCUGCUGCUGCUGCUGCUAAUGGAGCAGAGAAAUCUACUAGGUACGGUCUAUAAACAGGAAUCAUGUCGCGAGUCAAAAAGGUCUUACUGGAUGCAUGUUGCAGUUGCUUGUUUGAACGGAAAUAGAGAAAAUACAACUUGUGAAAUGCUCGUAUCGAUAUUUGUCCCUGAAUGCAUCGGAAUUUUCCUUUUUGUAUUAUUUUCACCUUUUCAUCAA